AUGGGGAAACCCAUGUCCCCGGGCAGGAGGAGGAGGCUGUGGCAGAGUUACGGGUUGGAUUGGUUGUUAACAAUCAUUGUCUGGGCCGUCUUCUACGCGCUAGACAAGGUCAACGGCUAUCGUCGACUUUUCUCCAUCACCGAUACCUCUCUCCUCCAUCCAUACGCAGAACACGAACGGAUUCCCGUUUGGGCCCUCGCUCUCAUCGCUGGUAUCUUCCCGUUGUUCGUCAUCCUCGUCUGGGCGGGGGCGGGGAGGAAGAGCUGGUUUGAUGCCCAGGUGGGCGCGCUGGGAUUGGGUUUGAGUCUGGGUUUGACUUCGACGUUUACCAAUAUCGUCAAGAUCACCGUCGGUCGACCUCGUCCCGAUAUCGUCGCCCGAUGCGUGCCCCCGCUCGAUUACACCUCGAACCCCUUGUUCGGGCUCACAAGCUGGACGAUCUGUACCCGGACCGACGAGCUUCAAGAAGGGUUCAGGAGUUUCCCGUCCGGUCACAGUAGUUUCGGUUGGGCGGGAAUGUGGUACCUGGCCUUGUUUGCUGCUGGCAAGAUGAGGAUUUGGGAUAGGAGAGGGUAUACGUUGAAAUCCUGGUUGCUCUUGAUUCCCGUCUCUGCUGCCGCUCUGAUUAGCAUUAGCAGGACCAUGGAUUAUCGGCACCAUGCGACUGACGUGAUCGCUGGUGGAGUUAUCGGAAUCCUCGUGGCCUGGUAUUGCUACAGGCAGUAUUAUCCCGCUCUGACUGAUCCUUGUGCGCAUCGUCCGUACCCGCCCCGUAUCCCUCGUGAUGACGAGGACGGUCCGGGUAGGGAUAUCGAACACGGUGGCGUUCCCGAUACCGACGUCUAUCGACCGGAAGAUCAAGUCGGUGGACGGUUCGAGGGGUACAACAACCGGGUCAGCAUGACGGACUCUAGGACCCCGCUGGUUUAUGGCCAAGGUUCGACUAGGCAGGCUGGAUUGCCCCAGCCUCCGAUCGAGAGCUAUGCCUCCCCUGCUCAUCACCAACAUCCGCAGCAAUAUCAAUCUUACGCACAGCCUGGGCCGGCUGAUCAGGCCGGUGGCAGGCUUAGGACCAGGACGGAGGAUACGGUUACCGAGCAAGUACCACUCGACGGACUGAAGGGAGGAAGGAGGAGUGGGGAAGAGGGCGUCAUCCUGCAACCUGGCCAAUCCAGGCGGGGCGAUGAAGCAUUCCUCUAA
Messenger RNA from Filobasidium floriforme, 1200 nucleotides. RefSeq names its product PAP2-domain-containing protein. The record is from RefSeq and is a predicted model, not a curated record. The transcript has 6 exons. Lineage: Eukaryota; Fungi; Basidiomycota; Tremellomycetes; Filobasidiales; Filobasidiaceae. Gene Ontology annotation, molecular function: phosphatidate phosphatase activity. Gene Ontology annotation, biological process: phospholipid metabolic process. Bases 1 to 1200 code for a protein of 399 amino acids.